AUGGGAUCGCCGUUACGAAGUUUGAAUGAUUAUUUUAGAAGACUCAAUGAUUUACUAUCAGGCGAAAGUUGGGAGUUGUGUGAAGAAGCGGCGAAAUUACUUUCGAUCGGAGAUCCUCAUGUACAAUUAAAAUUUCUACAGCUAAAGAAAGCAGAAGAUGAACGUCGAUUGUAUUUGAAUAGCAGUUUCGAUGAGAUAGCAUGCUUACAUCUGGCAAUUAUCUAUUAUUUAAGUGAGGAACACUUCGAAAAUGCCUUCAAUACGCAUGUUCAGGCUGUACAAUUGUUUAAUAAAGAAAUUUUGCAAAAGGAGAAGGAUCAGAACUGGUUUUUACCGAUAUUAUAUACUCUCUGCACAGAUUUGCGACUUUUGGCUCGUUCGGCCGAUGAAAAGCCAUCUCGGUUACGCGAUCCGGAAAAAAGUAGCUUUUAUGAACAGUCUGCCACCUACAUCAUGGAAUGUUAUCGAACAUGUGUUGCUGAUGUACGAGCAGAAAUUCAUACAUCGAAGAAAAUGGCAAUGCUUAAUCUUACCAAUCAGCUGUUCCGAAUUUAUUUCAGAAUAAACAAAUUGAAUCUGCUCAAACCGCUGAUUAGAGCAAUAGACAACAGUGGUCCGUUAUAUCAGACAUUUUCAAUGGCUGAUAAAGUUACAUAUAAGUAUUAUUUGGGACGUAAAGCAAUGUUUGAUUCAGAUUUAUCACUGUCAGAAGAAUCAUUAUCCUAUGCUUUUCGGAACUGUCCAUCUCAUUGUGGAAGGAAUAAACGGCUUAUAUUGAUUUAUUUGGUACCGGUAAAAAUGUUUCUUGGUCAUAUGCCAAGUGUUGACUUAUUAAAACGAUAUCAGUUGCAACAAUUCGCCACCGUUGUUGAAAGUGUCAAGGAUGGAAAUUUAAAAAAACUCGAUGAAACGUUAAUGGAAAAUGAACGCUUUUUUGUAGAAUGUGGAAUAUUUCUUAUGUUGGAAAAAUUGAAAAUUAUUGCGUUUCGUAAUUUGUUUAAAAAAGUUACUCGAAUAUAUGGAACAAAUCAAAUCUCUUACGAGGCAUUUAUGUGUGCCAUUCGAUGGCUUGGCAUUGAGGACAUGGAUGAAGAUGAGCUAGAAUGUAUACUUGCAAAUUUGAUCGUGGAUAUGUUUUCCUCCGUUGUUGUUGAAAUUGUUGGACCUCCAAAAUUAUGCAUCUCAGCACUUUGUUAUGUUUUUGAUGUAUUCAAUGUGAAUAUUUUUGAUAAACAAACUUGCAUGUAA
Molecule: messenger RNA, 1248 nt
Organism: Acanthocheilonema viteae
Lineage: Eukaryota; Metazoa; Nematoda; Chromadorea; Rhabditida; Onchocercidae
Source: the annotation of a GenBank genome assembly